Messenger RNA from Pelobates cultripes (western spadefoot toad), 188 nucleotides. Lineage: Eukaryota; Metazoa; Chordata; Amphibia; Anura; Pelobatidae. The record is from the annotation of a GenBank genome assembly.
AGUGGCCCACCCUCACGAGACAACAGAUACCGGAUGCCCUGGGACCUAAUUCCCAACCUUACCAUAAAUCCCCUUACCGUCACCUGAAACGAAAACUCCAUGGCCCCAUCAGCCUCCCAAAGCUAUUCGUACACACCACAGACUCGAAUACCCAGAAGGAAAUCAUCCCUAUGGAUCAAGAUGCAGAG